AUGUCCGGGGAGAAGCGGAGUUUCCGCGCGCAGCCGGCAGUCAAGAGCAUCUUCGUGUACCGGAACGGGGACGCGCACACGGAGGCGCGCCGCGUGCUCAUCCACGAGAAGCGCGUGCGCGACUUCGAGACGCUUCUCCGCGAGGUGACCGGGCGCGUGCGCGCUCCGUUCGGGGCCGCGCGCUGCAUCUACACUCCCACAGCCGGACACCGCGUGGACGCGCUCGAGCACGUGCGCCACGGAGAGCGGUACGUCGCGGCGGGCAAAGAGAAGUUCAAGAAACUGGACUAUUUGCAGAUCAGCAGCAGGAAGAAACAGAUUCUCCAGAACAACGGACUGGUGAAAGCUGCACCUCAGAACCGGAUUAUCGUCUCAGCCCGAUUCCUGAAGCCCAUCAAAGAGCCGUGUGCAAUAUUCGUCAUCGCGAACGGAGACGUGUUGAAUCCAGCUGUGAGGUUGCUGAUUCCAAACCGCCUGCUCACCCAGUUUGAGCAAAUCCUGGAGAUGAUCACAGAGAAAAUGGGGCUGAGGAUUCUGGGAGGAGUGCACAGUCUGUGUUCGCUCGACGGAGUUCCUGUCACUGACGGGAAGGAUCUCGAAAAUGGGCAGUUUUAUGUUGCAGUGGGCAGAGACAAAUUCAAACGCCUGCCUUACACCAAGUCCCUGUUCAUCAAACCUGGAGGCGUGAGGAGGAACGUCAGAUCGAAAGCAGCUUCUCUUCCACCGAUUUACAAAUACACAAAACAAAACAGAGAUCAGGCAGAUAACGAUGUGAGCAAAUCAAAUGACCAUGACGACGCGAAGAUCGACGACCUGACGGCGACUCUGGUGCGCCAGAUUUCCCAGGUGAGGCUCAUGGCCAAACGCAAGAAACGGAGCCUGACCAACUCAUCCAGCACCCAGGAUAAUGACAACGCAGAUCCCAAACCCAACGGCGAGGACAUGGAGGGUGAAGAAAAGCCUGCAGAAGACAAGACUUCAUCAGCAGAGCAGGCGGACAACAGUGAGGACAAAGCAGUGGGAGGGGAAGAGGCAGCAGCUGGAGAGGAGCUGGCAUCAGCACAAGAGGAAGAGGCAGCACCAGGAAAGGAAGAGGCAGCAGGAGAAAAGGAAGAGGCAGCACCAGGAAAGGAAGAGGCAGUAGCAGGAAAGGAAAAGGCAGCGGCAGAAAAGGAAGAGGCAGCAGGAGAAAAGGAAGCGGCAGCAGCAGAAAAGGAAGAGGCAGCAGUAGAAAAGGAAGCGGCAGCAGGAGAAAAGGAAGCGGCAGCAGGAGAAAAGGAAGCGGCAGCAGCAGAAAAGGAAGAGGCAGCGGCAGGAAAGGAAAAGACAGCACCAGAAAAGGAAGUGGCAGAAAAGGAAGAGACAGUAGGAGAAAAGGAAGAGGCAGCGGCAGAAAAGGAAGAGGCAGCAGCAGAAAAGGAAGAGGCAGCAUCAGGAAAGGAAAAGGAAGCAGCAGAAGACAUGGCAGCAGCAGAAAAGGAAGAGGCAGCAGUCAAGGAAGAGGCAGAGGAUGAGGCAGCAGGAGAAAAGGAAAAGGCAGCAGUCAAGGAAGAGGCAGCAGCAAAGGAGGAAGCAGAUGCAGAGGCAGUAGCAGAAUUGGAGGCAGCAGUGGAAAACGAGGCAGCAGGAGAAGACAAUCCAGGGCAACCCAAGGAACCUGCAGAAGAAACAGGAAACAGAGAGGGGGCGGGAAAGGACACGGCAGCAAGGGAAGGAGGAGGAGAAGAAAACGAAGAGAAGAAACUCGUGACGGCGAACCGAUAAGAAAAUACAGAUCCAUUUCGAAACAGCAAAGGAUCGAAUAGUACAUUAUAUUUAUUUAUUUUUAGUUGGUGACAAUGGGGGAAGUCCAUAUAAGGUAAAGUGAAAACAUAUUAGCAUAUGACAUUAGAACAAAGAAUAUACAACUAACUCAAACUUACUGCAGAUGAUAGUGGGCGUGUCUGUCUCCAUUUAAGGAAAUGAGAAUUGGAAGAUGGAACUGGGGCCGUGUAUGAACGUGUGGUGUAAUCACGUCACUCUGAGCCGCCAUGUGUGUGGGGGGGGGGUUUAGUCACGUUACGGUGAGCGAAUGAUGGAACAAACGCUGCUUUAUUUUAUACACAUAAAAAAAAAUCUAAUAUUUGCAGAGGUAUAUUUUGGGAAAGUGCUUCAUUAUUGUGUGUCGAUGUAUGAAUUAAAAUAAUAAAAAGCAUGAAUGAAUGAAAAUAAAUAAAUAAAGUUAUUUAGUUGGGUA
This is a messenger RNA of Neoarius graeffei (lesser salmon catfish), 2236 nucleotides long. Its product is annotated as doublecortin domain-containing protein 2-like. Gene Ontology annotation, cellular component: axoneme; microtubule organizing center; microtubule. The transcript has 9 exons. The record is from RefSeq and is a predicted model, not a curated record. Bases 1 to 1764 code for a protein of 587 amino acids. Gene Ontology annotation, biological process: neuron migration; intracellular signal transduction; cilium assembly. NCBI's taxonomy places the organism in Eukaryota, Metazoa, Chordata, Actinopteri, Siluriformes, Ariidae.